CGCCCCCACAGUAAUAAAUGAGCUAGGCAUUCUCACACCGCACUGCUGAUCGUGUAAUUGUUACACUCGGCCUCCUCAGUAGGCAUACCUCAACUCAUUUCCAUCCCUGCUCUUCUAUCAAACAACCAUAAAAUAAUGACGAAAACACAUUUUCAUAUCAGAUGUCUUAAUUCUUUCAUUUGAUCUUUUUUUUAUUUCCUCAUAUCACAGUGAGUUAUCGGAUGUUGCAGGACAUCCCUUGGAGACGCUUAUUUUUCAUUAAUAUUUCUUCGGAUGAUACCACUUUAGUAUAGACAUUUGAUCUCCUGCGAACGACCAGUUGGCUAGGUUAUCAAAGAGCGGCUAAUGAGACGAGCCAUCGAUUACGAAUCAUAUUUCAUUUCUUCUUGACGUCGAUACAUCACCGAUAAUGUGGGAAAAGACCUGACAAUUGUCUCUGCUCAAUCAUAUCAACUGGAGAAGCAAAAAGAAACAUCUAAUUUCAUCUUGAGGAAGCAAAGUUUUACUUAUAAAAUCCGGCCAGGAUGGAGAUGGCAACAGCAAGAAGAAAGUCAAGUUUGGCCUUUUCUAGUGUUUGUGGGAAUGCCCAACCGGCUGAUGAAGAUUCACAAUGGCUCUCAUGGGCCGAAAAACAGUUCAUUCAAAUUGCAGGAGAAGACAGGCAAAUUGAUGAGGAUGAGUUUAAAAUGGCACUUGGCAUCAAAAAGUCGUUCUUCGCAGAGCGUUUCUUUCAUCUAUUUGACCAGGAUGGAAGUGGUUAUAUCUCCUUGGAUGAACUGAUGGAAGGUCUCUAUCUCCUCACCAAGGGAGAUCCCGUCGAUAAACUUCGAUUCCUCUUCAGUGUCUACGAUGUCGAUGGUAAUGGUGCAAUAGACCACGAUGAAUUAAAGGUGGUAUUGCGAGCUUGUUUACAUGAGAGUUCGAUGACGAUCAGUGAAGCAACUAUUGAUGCACUCACCUCGGCUUUAUUCGAAGCAGCCGACACAGAUGGAAGCGGUGCAAUUAGUUUUGAGGAGCUCAAAGAGGAAUUGGAAAAGAACCCGGAUGUCAUGGAAAACUUGACCAUAAGUGCAGCUAGUUGGUUAAAACCACCGGCCCUGAAAUCAUCGAGAAGGGUUCUACCCAGGUAUCUCACUUGGAGAUAUGUACACAACAACUACAGAAAAAUUCUCUUCCUCGUUGUAUUCAUAUUAAUCAACGUUGCUCUCUUCACUGAGGCCGCAUAUCGAUACGCCAAAAAGAAAUCAAAUUGGUGCCUCAUAACAGCUCGUGGUUGUGGUCAGUGCCUGAAUUUUAACUCUGCCUUCGUCCUUGUCCUCAUGUUGCGAAAGACUAUCACUACUUUACGGACGACGAAAGCCGCUGAGAUCCUACCAACAGACCAGAAUAUCAUAUUCCACAAAAUGGUUGGAAUCUUCAUCGCAUUGCUUUCUGGGAUACAUACCCUGGGACACAUAGGCAAUGCAUGGUUUGUGGAGAAGGUAAGUGAGGGUAACAUCACGAUGUCUGCUUUACUCUUCUCAAACCCUCACUUGACGAACCUCGGGCUUGCUCCCGUAGCCGGAAGUGCCUUUCUCACUGGGUGGGUGUUGGACGUCGUCCUCGCCAUCAUGGUCAUAUGCUCAAUGCCCUUUGUCAGACGAUCAGGACAUUUUCAAGUGUUUUACUUCACGCACAUGUUAUACGUGGUGUUCUGGGGUCUUCUUCUCAUACACGGACCAAGGUUCUGGUACUGGUUUGUAGUACCGGGUAUCAUCUUCAUCGUGGAAAAACUCAGUCAGACUAAAUGCGUCAAGCAAGCCCGUUAUGGAAAGACUUACGUACAGGAGGUUAACCUUCUCCCUUCAGGGGUAACGCAUCUUGCAUUGACGAGACCGAAUCGAUUCCAUUAUAAAGCUGGUGAUUAUAUAUUCAUCAAUAUUCCUCAGAUUGCUCAAUAUGAGUGGCAUCCAUUCACCAUCAGCAGUGCACCAGAACAACAAGGCACAAUAUCAAUGCAUAUUCGAUCAGCGGGUAACUGGACAAACCGACUCUAUGCAUUCUUCGAGGACCGGCAGAAGAGGAACCGGGAUGAGACCGAGCUCCUCCUGGGCAGCGCCUCAGACAUCCGCGUUGCCAUGGAAACGGAGGAAGUUGAGGAGACAAACCACGCUGGCGAGUUCAUUCGUCUAAGGGAGAUGGAAUGCGAUGCAGCCGAAGCUGAUGUUAAACCUGCCCUCAACCAUCGUGGAGCUAACGGGAACCUUCCUCAUGGCCUGCCGCGGGGCUACUCUGUCGAGAGAGAAGAAAGCGAGGAUAAUCAACACCAGCACAGGACUAUUGCGUGUCAGACCACAUUUGAAAUGAAAGGUGCCAAGUCCUGGAGAAGUUCACUUCGAGAGGAAAAGAUACAGGUAUUCAUCGAUGGGCCGUAUGGUACUGCUACGAGAGGUAUCUUCCAAGCAGAACAUGCGGUGCUUGUCGGAGCUGGUAUCGGCGUAACACCGUUUGCAUCUAUUCUUCAGUCUAUAAUGCACCGUUAUCGUGUAGGCAGACAGACAUGUCCGAUGUGUCAACACACGUGGUUAGGAAACAUACCAACUGACAUGAUGAGACUCAAGAAAGUGGAUUUCAUCUGGAUCAAUCGAAAUCAGAACGCAUUCGAGUGGUUUGUCAGCCUUCUCACACAACUUGAAAUGGAACAGGCACAGGAACCGUUCGAUCGGUUCCUGGAACUACACAUGUACAUGACGUCAGCGAUGGCCAAAAAUGACAUGAAGGGAAUUGGUCUACAGAUGGCAUUAGAUAUCAUGCACAAGAAAGGACAUCGAGAUCUUAUCACUGGACUUAAGACCAGGACACAGCCAGGAAGACCAGACUGGAACAAGAUUUUCACACAGAUUGCUCGAGAGAAGAAAGGAAAAGUCCAGGUAUUCUUUUGCGGUUCUCCAACUUUAGCAAAGGUCAUCAAGAAGAGCUGCGAGAAAUUUAACUUUAGUUUCCACAAAGAAAAUUUCUAAAUCGACUUUUGAACUCAUGGAACAAAGAUAAAGGACUAAAUGAUGAUUGAUGACGAUGAUUCGUUCUGCUAUGAACGGAGAUGGAAAGACAAAAUGAUUUGAUUAUUUUUUUUAAAGGAGCAUUUAUUGACACGGACAAAACAUGUUUAAGGACUUGGCUUUUAUUUAUUCUGUCAGAUGUUGCUCCUAACGAGAACAUUAACGAAAUUAUUAUCGGUGAUUUCUUAAUCAAUAAUGCAUGAAAAUGGGAACGUGUAUUGUUGAGAAUAAUAUUGUUUACAGUGAGAGUCAGAAAGAGUGAGAGGAAGGCGAAUGCGUAUGUGUUCAUAAUGGUGUGAGGGUGUGUGUGUAUGCGGGGGUGCAAGGAUGUGUGUGUGUGUGUGUGUGUACGCUUGUUUGUGCGUGUGAAAGAGGAGAAAGAGGCAUAGAAUCAAGGGAAGAAGGCAAGACGAUUGGGAGAAUAUUACAAAUUCUCUUGAAAAUGUUCGAAAAUUUGAAAAUAGUUAUUUUGGUCAUACACUGUAUGCAAAUCAGUAUAAGUGAGAGAUACUUCUAUUUUGAUUGGUGUUCUUGCAAGCAAGAAUCGAAAAUCUUAUAUGCCUGUAUAUUACAGUUACAUGCAGAGCAUGAUCAGAUUGAAUUGCCAGAGGAUUUGUACAUUACUUUCUUGAACGAUUACUCUUUUUUUGCUUUGAUGAUCCUAUCUUCCUAAAUUAUAUCGUGUGGUUGUUAUCGUGCUUCGUUUAUUAUCAUUAUCAUUACUCUGAUGUCUAACGCCGAAUGCACCAAAAAUGGUUGUGAAUACGUCAGUCAUUUUCAUUUUAAUCAAUUGGGUGGAUUUUAGACUAGCUUUAUAAUAAUCUCGCAAGGAUACAGUAAACACGAGUUAACAUCGUCCGUUGUUAUGAGAGAAGAUACAGGUACCGUCUCUCAUAAAUGAUACGCUUCUGUAGUUUACGCUUCUGUGGUUUCUCUAUAAUACUGCAUAGUAGAAAUUGCAUGCACUUUGUUAAGAAAGAGAACAAAUGUAAUGAGAAUUAAAUAAUGCUUCCAGUUUAGUACAUUUUGCCAUUCUUGAAUAAAAGUUGUUCAAAUUAAGCGAAUAAUUACACUCUAAUGGCAACAUGGUUAAAAUGGAAUCCAUAUUUUAAAGUUCUUCGAUAGUUUUCAAUUUCACGAUAUAAUUGUAAUUUAUUUUUACAUGCGUCAUUGUAGGGUACAUACUAAUAAUUGUUAACGAGAAGACAGAAUGCGGCGAAUCAGAAGAUUUCUGAAUACUCGUAGUUGCGUGGGAUAGUGAGCGAAACUGACAUUUUUAAAAUAUAACUCUCAACAUUAUAUAGCGAAAUGAAUUUAAUAAUUUACGCUGUACCCUUUCUUUUAUCGUUUUUUUUUUAUUCUCUCGGUUGUGGAAGCUUGGGAGGGGGAUAACUUCCAUAAAGCACCUAUUUGUACGUCCAUGAUUGCCACUAUUUCUGAAAAGAAUCACCAUGAUUAUGCCUGUCUUUGAAUCCAUUACCUUCUAAACUUGGACUGUUGUCGAAAAGUUUCUGGAAACUGUUUUAAAUUAUCAGAAUUCACCCUUCUUUAUUUUGGUUCAUAAAUACGUGGAUUCGUACUUGUGAAAAUUUAUCUUUAAAAAUCCUGAGACAAGAUUUUACGUAGGCCUAUAAUAGAAAGACAUAUAAAAAUAGUAAUAACAAAGAAAAAAUGAUAUAAAUGAUAAUGAUAAUUUAAAAAAUAAUAAUAACAAUGUCAUACUUAACCCAAGGUAGCCACUUCAGACCUCGCAGAGGUUCCUGCUUAACAUGAUAAUGUUAUUAUUACCGGUGUUUUGCACCGCUACUUUGAUCGGGCGCUCAAGCAUUCGUUGAAUUUCUUCCUAUACCGGGUAAUGGGUACAUUAAAUUUUCUAUUUUAAAAGGAAGGAGUAUUCGAAGAAUAAACAUACAUUUCUUUCAGGAAUAAAUUUCAAAUGAAACUUAAUGAAUUAGCGGUACGAAGUCAAAUAGGUCACACUGGAUAUUUCAUUUUUAUUUGAUCAACACAAAAGAUUUUCCUUCUAUUAUGUGAUAGGAGCAUACAAUAUUCAAAGGGUUCUACCUUUGCACCUUUUUUUUUUUUACAAAAUUCGAAAUCCGAGGGGGUUCCUCCUGUCCUAUCCGAGAUCACCACCAAUGGCUUGUACUACAUUUCCCAUUAUUUUGGGAAAUUUAUUUCCUGUGUUUGUGUUAUGAUUAACUUGCAAUAUCACUAAAAGCAGAUGAUUAUGCGUCAGUUUUCUUCAGUCGAAAGGGAAAAGCUUUAUAAAUCAUUUUUAGAGUUAAAGUGGAUUGAAAACUUUGAUGAAAAAGACGAAGCCUUCAUACUUUUUUAUAACCUUGUAGAUACUUAUCAUGCUGAUUAACUGGGAGACCAAAUGUAAUAUAAUCAAGUUCGAGUAUUUUGAAGAGUGAUAUUCAACAGCAAUUAUGAUAUAGAAUACGAAUAUUUUGCAGAUAAAUGGUGUGCUACUUAAUCAGUGUGCUUACUUAAUCAUUUAGGUUUGCGUUCUGUUCUCAUGUUUUAAAAAGGUCAACAUUUUACGAAGUGAAGCAUAUUCCACUAUCCAGUCAACAUGUUACUCGAAAGAAAUAUUUUGUAUAAUCAUAUAAUCAUGUCCAUUCAUUUUCGUUGGCGUGAAUAUUCUAUCUUUUAAUCUCCUUCACGUGAUCGCAAUAUCCUUUGAAUUUAUUUAUUAUUUAUUUAUUUAUUGAUAUAUUCAUAUUCCACAAUCAUCAAAGUAAUUGAUUCAAAUGAAAUUCAAGAGUUAUAUUGCAAUAGCAUGAAUGAUUAUAAUAAAUUGCUCUACAUUAUUUUUAUUAAUGUUGAAUUUAAAUUUUACUCGUAUCCUCAGUUCAUGCAAUCUGGAUUAUUUGAGAUAUGCAUUUAGGUCGGUCAUGAUAAAAUCAAUGUAGAACCAACCGACUAAAUAAUUUUCUGGCCAUUUUUCAAAUUUGACUGACAAAUCUUAUUUCUAACAUUAGUCUAAUUGGACUACUUUAUUUUAUUUUAUAGUUUUUAUCUGUGGGCGAAUCCUUAUCCGUAGGCAAUUAUUUUUUCACCACAUUUGACCAUUUCACGAGAAACGAAAUCGUGCAAGAUCAUGAAGCGAUUGAGAAUAUAAUUUAAGAAUACCAUUACCCACAAUUGAAGGGAAAUGUGACUCAAUGAAUACUAUUAUCAAUAAUUACAGUAUGGAUGAAUCAUGGGUAUCUUAAAAAAAACUAUUUAUGAAAUUUGGACACGAUGUCAUUUUUAUGCAUAAAGCUAUCUCUGUGCGCAACUUUACUCUAAAACAAUUUAUAGCAACUUUACUCUAAAACAAUUUAUAGAGUAUCAGAUUUCUUAAAUUGCUUGCACUGUGACAAAGGUAAUCCUGAUACAAAACAUAUCUGAACACAAUUCUAGUGAUAUUUCUAUAUAGAUUGUACCAAUAAGUGCAUGGUAGUUGGCCUGUAUAUAUAGUUUUGUUACAUGUUAUAAAUUUUCAUCAGGCAGUGUGAUUUUUGUGGUUUCAACUAUAAAAGAUUCUUCAAAAUGGUAAAAAAAAAUGUAUCGAUAUUUUAUGAAAUCCUAAUCAUUUGACAAUGUUAAUCAGUCGGCAUAUCAUUUACGAGUACAACAUUUUAUGUUUGAAAGUGUGGUUUUUAUAGUAAAAUUUAGUUCAUCUUAACGAACAAAGUGUAUUUUCAAUCGAAAAAGAUUGUGCAUGUUCACGUCACUUGGGUCUUAACAGUGUGUUAAUGUUUCAGCGUGAUGAACAAUGCUUAUGAUUAUGAUGAUUAUGAAAUAAAAAUAUUUGUUUGUCAUCAUUCAUCUGUAAAUAGAAUAAACUAAAAAUUAUAAUAUCACUCCCCAACGAAAAACAAAGUAUAUCAAGAUAUUUUGCCAAUCUCAACAUAUCUUAUGCCGAAGUGCCAAAAACAGAGGAAAUUUAUCAUAUCUAUAAUAUCUUUACUUCCCUCCCUCAAUGUUGUUAGCGUAUACCAACCGUUAUAUUAUUUUAAAGAAAAAGAGGAAAUGUAAGUAGACCUUCAGAAUAUUCAUCACCAAUCAGUAACACGAAGGUUUAUUAUACCCCCAUGUGUGUAAAAUAUAUAUAUACGAGUCAAGUACUAUCCCCCUUAACGUGGGAUAAAAUAUCACUUAUAUCACUCAAGAGAACUAUGCAGAUUUACUUCUUAGUAUUCUAAUGAUGCUUUAUCCUAGUAAAGAUCUUCAUUCUCUUCUACUUGCAGUUAUACUUUAUUUUGUACUCCGUAACUUUACACGAAUACUUUAGUAUGACUAUUUGUAUUAGUUUAGAGUUAGCGGUAAACACAUAAAAGAAGAGCAUGAACAGCUAGAAAUACAAUAAGCAAAAUUCUACUUUUGCUGCUGCCACUACUGCUAGUACUGCCGGUACCAGUGGCGUAAAUCCAUGACGUUGUACUAUUCUAGUGGGUAUGAAAUAAUAGUUCACCCCCCUGAACAAUAGAUUCAUCUCUUGGAUUUACGCCAGUGACUAGAAAGUAUAUACAUUAUUGCUUUGCAGCUAACUACGUCUACUACUGUUGCUGCCUAAGCAACUACCUCUACCUCUAUACUUCCACUUAAACAUAAUUAUUUCCCUUUUUAACACGGCUCCAACAACUAUACCACUGUUACGACUUCUACUAUAUAACUACUUCUACCAUUGCUGCUACUUCUACUGUUCAUGCUACUACUUUUUCUACUACUAUGGCACUACUAUACUACUG
Messenger RNA from Lytechinus variegatus (green sea urchin), 7780 nucleotides. RefSeq names its product NADPH oxidase 5-like. The record is from RefSeq and is a predicted model, not a curated record. Gene Ontology annotation, biological process: superoxide anion generation; defense response. Gene Ontology annotation, cellular component: NADPH oxidase complex; plasma membrane. Lineage: Eukaryota; Metazoa; Echinodermata; Echinoidea; Temnopleuroida; Toxopneustidae. The transcript has 13 exons. The coding region runs from base 525 to 2999 and encodes 824 amino acids. Gene Ontology annotation, molecular function: calcium ion binding; superoxide-generating NAD(P)H oxidase activity.